Molecule: messenger RNA, 1332 nt
Organism: Bipolaris sorokiniana ND90Pr
Lineage: Eukaryota; Fungi; Ascomycota; Dothideomycetes; Pleosporales; Pleosporaceae
Exons: 3
Coding region: 148-1089 (313 amino acids)
Cellular component (GO): peroxisome
Source: RefSeq, a predicted model, not a curated record
CGCCUGCCACCCCGGGCUUCCAACACCACCUGAGCUUUAAAUACUUGCAAUCUAAAAAAACCACUGACGUUUUGGUAUUACGCAUUGCGACUGGGAAAUUUUCUCACACUAAAACGUUACUACCGUCCACACUACAUACUUUUCACGAUGGGCAAAGAAUUGGGACCCGGUGUCGGCUUCGAGUUUCCUCCAGUUGAAGUAUCAUGGCUGAAGCGCGAUCUUUUGCUGUUCGCAAACAGCAUCGGAGCUACAUACCCAGCUGAGCUGCAUUUCCUCUAUGAACUCCAUCCUUCCUUUGCUGCCUUCCCCACGUAUCCCGUUAUUCUCCCAUUCAAGCACACCGACCAGGAGGUCAUUGAUUUCUAUGCGCGCAGCAAUUCAGAGCCGAUUGAGGGCGUGCCCAAGUUCGACACCAAGCACGUGCUCGACGGCGAGCGCAAGAUGCAAUUCUUGAAGCCGCUUCCCGUCAGCAGCGCGGGCCGCAAGUUCGAGGUGCGAAGCAAAGUGCUAGGCGUGUACGACAAGGGCAAGCCAGGUACGGUUGUAGAAACCGAGCAACGUCUUGUUGAUGCCGAGACGGGAGAGACGUACACCAGAGCUGUUGGAAGCGGAUUUUACGUCGGACAAGGAGGAUGGGGCGGUCCCAAGGGUCCCAAGGUCCCCAACUUCCCCCCUCCCUCCCGCAACCCCGACCACACGCACAUCCACCAAACCACCAUGGAAACCGCGCACCUGUACCGCCUAAACGGCGACUACAACCCCCUGCACGCAGACCCUGAACCCGGCAAAAAAAUGGGCUUCGGGGGCCCCAUCAUCCAUGGCCUCUUCUCCUGGAACAUGGCGGCCCACGCCAUCCUCAAAGCCUUUGGCGCCAGCAAGCCCGAGAACCUGAAAGAGUUCCAGGCGCGUUUUGCAGCCCCGGUCAAGCCGGCUGACAAGCUGAUUGUGGAUAUGUGGCGGACGGGGGAUAAGGAUGCGCAAGGAUCCGAGGAGAUAAGGUUUAUUGUCAAGGUUGAGGGGGGCAAGACGGUGCUGACGAAUGGACGGGCGCUGGUUAAAGUUGAGGGUGAGAAUAAGGCCAAGUUGUAAGCAGGGGGGAUUGUGAGUGUUGCGAGGUGCAGGUCAGGUUAAAUAAAGUGGAUUGAUCAAUGUACAAUGAAGCGAUGUAUGGUUUCUCCAAUUUCGCACUUUCUACUACGGGAUUUUUUUUUUUGCUUUCAACACUGAAUUAUGAUCCUGCAUCAUGUAGGAUAAUCAGAAUUUUCACUAUACCAUCUCGAGUGGCUAGAGCUGGAAUCAUGUUUUCAAUUCGUCUAAGAAUAGUUCCGAGUA